AUGGAGAGUACUUGCAACAACUGCCAUGGGGAGUAUUGGCAACAAGGCAAACGUGUGUACAUGUGCGAGACGAGAAGCAUUCGUAGGUCGCAAAUGUGCCAACGCGGCGGCCUAGCUCGGAACCACAACGGGUGGGGCUUUUUGGGCGAUGAGCAAAAUGCUAACGCCGAUGCCGGGGUGUCAGUCGCUGGAGACAGGUGGGGAAAAGGAGAAGACAGAGAUGAGAAUGUCUCACAGAACACCAUUCCCAUCAGCAUUCCAUUUCCAUGCGGUGCACGCAGGGCCGCCGUCUUGGGAUCGAACCAGUGCGGCCCGAACAAGAUCCUGAACAAACGACAUGCGCACACCAUGGCGUCACGCCCUUCCUGCUGGUGCAACCCGACGUUCUCAGCUGGGUCGGUUCGUCGGAAGCCUCACCAACAGAGGGACACCCCUCCCCCCCUCCCCUGCACGUCCCGAGGUGCCAUUCCCAGCCCCCACGACCCAAAGCAACCCAGAUCAAGAGAGUCUGUCAAUGGCAGUCCCCCGGCCUGCACGCACCGAAGCAGCACCCACCUCCACCAAGCCGGCUUCAUUGGCCGCGUGCCAGCGUGCGGGCACCACUGGCAGGGUUCUCAGGCCUCUGUACCUCAUCGGAGCUUCCACCGAGUGCUGGGCGUCAUGGAAUUGAUGGAAUAUGGCAAGUGA
Verticillium dahliae VdLs.17 is the source of this 687-nucleotide messenger RNA. RefSeq lists its product as uncharacterized. The transcript has 3 exons. The coding region runs from base 1 to 687 and encodes 228 amino acids. The record is from RefSeq and is a predicted model, not a curated record. NCBI's taxonomy places the organism in Eukaryota, Fungi, Ascomycota, Sordariomycetes, Glomerellales, Plectosphaerellaceae.